This is a messenger RNA of Polypterus senegalus (gray bichir), 1696 nucleotides long. Its product is annotated as calcium uptake protein 1, mitochondrial-like. The record is from RefSeq and is a predicted model, not a curated record. The annotation marks the transcript as partial. The transcript is spliced from 4 exons. Gene Ontology annotation, cellular component: uniplex complex. Gene Ontology annotation, biological process: calcium import into the mitochondrion; mitochondrial calcium ion homeostasis. NCBI's taxonomy places the organism in Eukaryota, Metazoa, Chordata, Cladistia, Polypteriformes, Polypteridae. Gene Ontology annotation, molecular function: calcium ion binding.
UUUCUGACUUAUUUCUGUCUUGCUGUCUUUCUCCCCCAGUUUGAACGUAAUGACCCUGUCAAUGGACGAAUCACAGAACGUCAGUUUGGAAGUAUGCUACUAGCAUACAGUGGGGUCCAGUCACGCAAGCUUACUCAAAUGCUGAAGAACCUGAAGAAGCAGUUUAAAGAUGCUCCGGGCAUAACUUUUGAAGAACUAGAAAAUUUCUUUAAAUUCCUGAAAAAUGUAAAUGAUGUGGACACGGCCCUGAGCUUCUAUCACAUGGCUGGUGCCUCAAUAGAUAAAGCUACAAUGAAGCAAGUUGCCCGAACUGUGGCACACGUGGAGCUUUCUGACCAUGUCUGUGACGUUGUUUUUGCACUCUUUGACUGUGAUGGUAAUGGAGAGCUGAGCAAUAAGGAGUUCAUAUCCAUCAUGAAGCAGAGGCUCAUGCGAGGCCUGGAGAAGCCUAAGGACAUGGGCUUCACAAGACUGAUGAGAGCCAUGUGGAAAUGCGCCCAGGAAACGGCGUGGGAUUUUGCCACUCCAAAGCAGUAAUCCGUACCUUCUGUGUUUGGCACAGACGAAAGGGCUGGUCGGGGUUUGUUUAUACCAAAUGUUGUAAAGGUAUAUGUUAAUAGCUUUUUGAAAUGCUUGUUUGAAUAACCUUAUAACGGUGCCCAAAUGUUUGACCAAAAACCUAUCAAAUGCAUUUAGCAAGCGAUGGAUCCACUCAGGAUGAAGCUGGUCUUAUUUUACCUUUGAGCACCGCUCAUGUUAGACUGAGAUUCAAAAGUGAACAUAUAAUAUUUGUACAGAGAAUUGCAGGUGCAUGUGAAUUUCUAUUUUGCUGCCUCAUCUUCCUAAGAAAGAGAACACAGAAAUCCUGCGUGCUUCAUGGCAGACAGACUGGGCGGAGGGGUCCAAGGUCACAGUUUGAAUGGAAGGCUCAGCCAAGGAAUUACACCUAGAAGGUCAUUAGUGCCUUCAAGGAAUAUAAAACUCUCAAGUGAUGCUGAUGAAUAUUCCAAGAGUGUGUUUCCAUGUUUAGUAUGCAAGGACUAAAGGGUACGGCGCCAGAGUUAACACUGAUGCAUUGUUUUGUCUUAAUUUUUAUUAAUAUCGCUUAUGAGUGGAUUGUAUAAAAAAACAAUAUUGAAAGCAUCAAAGAAAAUACAAAAAAUUAAACUGAAGUUACUGGCCUCCACCUUGUAGGAUGGUGUUUUAACAUUCAGCUUCCAACAUGGAGAAGGAAGAUCACUUUGCAGCUCAUCAUUUUUGUUUCACCCAGAGUACCGCAGUUAUGGAAAUGAGGAGUUUUGGAGACAGUACAGUAUAGCCAACAUUUUUAAGGACUUAGGAAACACAAUUACUCCACAAAUUCUAACAUGACCUCAAACUUUCUGAAGAAAAAGAAAAGAAAUUGUGAGAUACCCAGUCGUUCGAUUCUGCAGUGUACAGCCAUUGUGGACUGAUGGACUUUGUUUAUCUUUUAUUUUGUGCACACAACCAGAAGGUGCCAUUUAUAGUACAGCACAACAUGUCAGCAGCAGGCCUCGAGCUCAAUUUUAAACCGUGACUUAUUUUAAUGAGUAUAAAUUAAUUUACAGCUUAAUUUCAAACUAUUAUGCACUAUGCAAUUGAUGUUUACUUAUAUUUUGGGCAAUUCUAAUCUGUACUAUUUAAUAAAAAAAUGGAAGAAAGGUUUGGUGUGUAA